This is a messenger RNA of Ipomoea nil (Japanese morning glory), 2077 nucleotides long. RefSeq names its product ACT domain-containing protein ACR10-like. Bases 284 to 1540 code for a protein of 418 amino acids. The transcript is spliced from 6 exons. The record is from RefSeq and is a predicted model, not a curated record. Lineage: Eukaryota; Viridiplantae; Streptophyta; Magnoliopsida; Solanales; Convolvulaceae.
ACAAGUUACAAGGUGUGGGCUCUCAUUGACGGAAUCCCCGAUCUUCCCUCCAGUCUCAUCACCGUCACCAUUGAAAUAUAGAGAGUAGAGACACAAUGAAAUCAGAAUUGUUCUCCUUCUCGCCUCUGCGCUCAAACUCCUCCUUCUCCUUCUCCUUCCAAUCUAUCACACAACAAAUACUACCAUAUCUUUACAUCAUAACAAUACAUACAUACAUACACAGCGAGAGGGAGAGGGAGAAAGAAAGAGAGGGAGGGAGAAAGAGAGGGAGGAGUUAGCGCGAAUGGGAAUAAUAUCCGAAGAUGCAGUUGUGAUCAAGGAAGCAGAGGGAUUAGGGGGUGAGACAAUAAUCACGAUUAGUUGCCCUGACAAGACUGGCCUCGGAUGCGACCUCUCCAGGGUCAUCUUGUUAGGUGGCCUCAACAUUGCCAGGGGAGAUAUUCAAACUGAUGUUAAAUGGUGUUUCGUAGUUUUCUGGGUGACUGGGAAGCCAAUAAUAAGUUGGAAUUUGCUGCGGCAAAGGCUUCUUCAAGUCUGCCCACUAUGUACUCCGGCAGCAUCUGGUAUUUACUAUUAUCGACCUGAGGUUCAGGAGCCCAAGCCAAUGGAGAUCUUCUUGUUGAAGUUUGGGUGCUCUUAUGGCUGGACGGGGCUCUUACAUGAUGUUGCCAAAGCACUUUGUAAGUUGGAGCUCGGAAUCAAAAUAGUGAAAGAAUAUGCUGCACCAGGCGGGAAGCUAAUGAACUUCUUCUAUUUGUAUGACACAAGGAAACUUCUUCACACUGAUAUGAGACAAGAGGAAACGAUUAACCGUUUGAAAUCUGUGUUGGGGGACGCCAUGAUUAGCUCCGAGACUGAGCUGGCUCCUGCUGAAGUAACCGCGUGUUUACCAACUCCUCUUCCAUCCCCGCUUACAGAAAGCACGUUUAGCUUCGAGAUGUAUGAUGGUGAGUCGAGCGGGGUUGGGGUUCCUUCUGCAGACACUGUUUCUGUGUUGGUUGACAACAAUCUCAGCCGCUCCCACACGUUGCUUCAAAUAUCGUGCCGGGAUCAGAAAGGUCUCAUCUAUGAUAUCAUGCGUACGCUCAAAGGUUACAACUACCAGGUCUCUUACGGGCGAUUCUUUACGAAUGGAAAAGGAUCUUGUGAGGUGGACCUAUUUAUAAUGCAAGAUAAGAAGAAGAUACUUGACCCCGAGAAGCAAAACACUAUGUGUGCUCGAUUGCGCACAGAGCUUGCCUGUCCGCUCAGGGUGGACGUGUUUAGCAGGGAUAAUGCGACCGAGAUCUUAGUAGCCAACCCAGUUGAAUUGACUCGUAAAGGGCGCCCCCUCUUGUUCUAUGACAUCACCUUGGUUCUCAAGAGGCUUGACAUCUACAUCUCUUCGGUGGAGACGGGCAGACAUUGGGUUCACGACCGCGAGUGGGAAGUGUUCAGGAUGGUGCUCGAUGAAUCAGACAGCUCCACCUUGCCAAGGGACAAGAUCAAAGAAUGUGUGAGGAACAAGUUGAUGGGCUGGGACGCCUGGGAGCAACCUUAAAAACCGAGAUAACCUUAAAAACUGAGGUAACCUUAAAAACCAAGGUCAGAAUCCCGUCCACCCGCACCAACACCCACACCCAACAUAGGAUCAUCCCCAAGUUUAGCAUACAAUUUCUUUAAUCUCUCCUCCAUUCCCUCUUCUCCUUGUACAUUUCUCAUUUUCCCACCAUUAGCACUCCCUUCCUGGCUUCGGGCGAUUAGUGACUGAACCCGCUAUCGCGGAUUUUGUACACGCUAAGCGUCUGCCCUGGCCUGCUGUUAGUGUGUUGCAUCCUGCAAACGUCUGUAGCCAUCUCUAGCUGGGCACAGAAUAUGUUCACAGAUGUUAUAAUGUGUAAAGUCAUCUAUGAAAAGUGACUUUAUACUUUAUAGUUUGGCAUUUGUUAUCUUCAGAGUAAUAUAGCAGCUAGCAAGUAUUGGAAAUAUCAUUUCCUUUUACUAAAAUGUAACUCAUGUCAAAUCAUUGAAUCAUGUAUCAUGACUUGUAUAAAUGUGUUACAUAUCUAAGAUCUUUAUAUUUAUUGUUUACUUUUUA